UGUGAAGCAGAAACAUCUGAAAGGAAGAGUUGAUGAGAUGGUAGGGAAGAAGGGGAAAGCGAUUAUAGUAGGAGGGAGUAUAGCAGGCGUAUCGUGCGCACACACGCUCACGUUAGCAGGCUGGGAUGUAUUGGUGCUCGAGAAAUCGUCCGAACCUCCGGCUCGGAGCCCUACUGGUGCUGGGCUCGGACUCGACCCUCAGGCUCGGCAAAUCAUCAAAUCCUGGCUUCCUCAGCCACACCUCUUAGAUGAAAUAACUUUGCCUCUCUCGAUUGAUCAGAAUCAGUCAACAGAUAGUGAGAAGAAAGUUACGAGAAUUCUAACAAAAGGCGAGAAUUUUGAUUUUCGAGCAGCUUAUUGGUCAGAUAUUCACGCUCUUCUGUAUAACGCAUUGCCUCAAACCAUGUUUCUUUGGGGACAUAAGUUUCUGUCUUUCACCAUGUCACAAGAUAAAUCCACUGUAAAGGUUAAGACUUUAGUUACGGAAACUCAAGAAACUAUUGAAAUCCAAGGAGAUUUACUCGUUGCAGCAGAUGGGUGUCUGUCUUCGAUUCGGAAAACAUUCUUGCCAAACCUUAAAUUGAGGUACUCUGGUUAUUGCGCUUGGAGAGGUGUUUUUGAUUUCUCAGAGGAUGAGUACUCGGAGACAGUUACUGGAAUCAAGAAAGCGUAUCCAGAUCUUGGAAGAUGCUUGUACUUUGAUCUCGCUACACAGACUCAUAGCGUGUUCUACGAGCUUACUAACAAGAAACUUAACUGGAUUUGGUAUGUCAAUCAACCAGAACCUGAGCUAAAGAACAACUCUGUUACCCUAAAAGUAAGCCAAGAGAUGUUAAAAAAGAUGCAUCAAGAAGCAGAAACGGUCUGGAUCCCCGAGCUGGCGAGACUCAUGAAAGUAACAAAAGAUCCUUUCCUUAAUGUAAUCUACGACUGUGACCCUUUAGAACGGAUCUUCUGGGGAAAUGCCGUGCUGGUUGGAGACGCAGCUCAUCCCACAACUCCUCAUGGUCUAAGAAGCACAAACAUGUCUGUUCUUGAUGCGGAAGUGCUAGGCAAAUGCUUGGGGAAAUGUGGACCUGAAAAUCUAAGUUUUGGUCUCGAAGAGUAUCAGAGGAUAAGAUUGCCUGUUGUUUCUGAGCAAGUUUUGUAUGCAAGGCGUCUGGGGCGUAUAAAACAAGGUCUGGAUCAUGGCGGAAUUGGCGGUGACGGUUUUGGAUUGGAACAGAAAGAGAUGCCAUUCUUUUCUAGUGCUCCUCUUGCCUAGCGAUAAUAUUUGAUGCGAGGCAUGUUUUAUGUUAUCAAGUGAUUGUGAUCAGAGAGACAGGUACAUAACUUUCUGUACGUCAAUGUAGAAACGAAUUCGGGUACAAGAUUUAUAAAAUUGAUAGGAUACAAAAGUAA
Eutrema salsugineum is the source of this 1401-nucleotide messenger RNA. RefSeq names its product 6-hydroxynicotinate 3-monooxygenase. Bases 38 to 1264 code for a protein of 408 amino acids. The transcript has 4 exons. The record is from RefSeq and is a predicted model, not a curated record. NCBI's taxonomy places the organism in Eukaryota, Viridiplantae, Streptophyta, Magnoliopsida, Brassicales, Brassicaceae.